AUGGCGACGGCAAUUGAUUUAACUUAUGAAAUUUUACGUAUCUUUUCUGAUUCACAUCGAAAUGAAAUGACACUUAUUGAAUUACAUACUAUUUUAGCUAAUCAAAUAAAACGUCUUACUACUGAUGAAGUACUUCGAACACUUCGCUCAACAAAUCUUUCAAAUCUUUUUAGUAUUCAAUUCAUCUCAAAUGAUGUAUGUUUGAUACAAUUAAACCCGAAAUUAACUCUCUGUGAAGCUUGUUUACAAAAAUCUUGUAAGAAAAUGAAUUGUACAAAAUUACAUUUAUGUUGUUAUGUGUCUCAUUUUUCAAAUAAGCCGUUGGAGAAACCUUGUUUUUUUCCACAUACACUUCGUCAACAUCCGAAUAAUAUUGUUUUAUUAAAGAAAUUUCAAUAUGAUACAUUAGAUCAAGAUCUUCUUUUAAAUCUUCUUCGUUUUUAUCAUCGUAUUAAUAAUAAUGAACAAUCACAACCAAGACCAUAUACUAAUUCAAAACGACCAACAUCAUCACAAAAUAAUGUGCAAUCAAAAUCGGCAAAUUAUCGAAUGUUCAAAUCAAGACCGCCAUCACAAUUAAAGAAAUCACCUAUUAUUAUUAUAGAUAAUGUAACAGAACGACAAUUAGAUAUUAGUAUUCCAUCGGAAAGAGAUGCACCAGAUGUUGAUCUAGAAAUUGUUCAACUUGUUCUCGCAACGAAAGAUAUUAUUGUUGAACGAACAUUAGAAAAACAAAUUUCAAAUGAUUUCUAUCGACGAUUUACAUUACAAUUUAAAGAUAAACAAGUUGUUGAUAAAAUACUACAAACUGAACCGAUUAUAGUCUAUAAUAAUAUACCAAUAAAAAUGAAACGAACUGUACGACAAAAAGAUUCAAAAAUAUUUGCACUUAAAUUCAAUGUAAAUAAAAAAAUCGAUGAUAUUCGUUUAAAUUUAUAUAUCGAAACACUGAUUGGUAAAAUAAAUUCGAAUGUAUUCGAUAUGACACCCGAUGGUAAUAAUGAACAAAUAUAUCUUAUUCGAUGUGAACAAUCAAUUGAUUUUGAUCAUUUAUAUAAAGUACAUUCAGCAAAAAAUACUCUACAAGGUUAUACUGUGACUAUUACAGAAGUAUAUGAAGCUCAAACUAUUGAAGUUUCUUUACUACAACGGUCAUCACAUCAAUCUAUAAAUGUAAAACGAUUACGUCAAUUAUUUGGUGAAACUCGUUGGCAAGAAGAUGUUUUUGCUUGUACUUGUAUUCAUGAUGAGAAUACUGCUGAUAUUGAAUUAAUGAAUGCUGAAGUUACUGCAAAUUGGUUAGCAGAAGCAAAUAGAAUGGAACAAGAUUUAUCUUUAAGUAUUCAUCCUAUUAUUGAUUUUAUUCAACCAUUAGAAAAGAACGAAAAACAAGAAGAAGAAGAAGAAAACGAUGAAGAAAUAAGCAAAAUACUUAGUAGUCGAUCAAAAAUAUCCUCUCCAUUAUCUCCUGUCAAUAGAACUGAUACUACAUCAACAGCAGAUAAUGAAUCUGGUUUAUAUACAAUUAAACCUGAUUGGCGUAUUGUUCUUACACAUCCAACGUUCGGUGAUGAAUAUCGAAAAUAUAUUCGUGAACAUAUGAAUAUAUCUGUUCAAAUCACCGGUUCAACUAUUCAAGUUCCAAAUGAAUAUGUUCGUAAAGAAUUAGCACGUUAUACAAAUAUGUUCAUACAAACAUUUGUUUUUCAAGAAGUUACAAAUCCAAGUAAAGCAGAAGUGAAAUUAAUUAAAGAUAAUUAUACACGAAUGACACAUAAAUGGCAAGCAGAUACGAAUAAAACAUUAAUUGCUGCUCGUCGUGAAGUUAUGAAUGAACUUUUUCCACGUCCGAAUUCAACUAUUACUCGUCCACAAAAUAGAACACCCGCAACUCCAGCAUUCCGAUAUAAACAAUCACCAAUUCUUAAAAAACAAACACCCAUUGAAGAAUCGAUUCUAGAUCAAUCUCAAAUGAAAACAACUGAAAAUAAUUUAUCUACACUUCCUUAUACAAUAGAAAAUACUGUUUAUUUUCCUUUUUUUUCUCUAUCAAAUCCAUUUGCUAAUCGUCUUAGUACAUAUUUAUUAAAUACAUUUAAUAUUACAUUAGAUAUUAAACCGGUUUCACCAACAAAACUUGUACUUGACCUAAAAGGUCAAUCGAAUGAUGUUAAUGAUGCUCGAUCUGCUUUAACAGCAUUAUUUGCCUCGUUAAAAACUAAAACUUAUCCUGAUAAUAAUGAUGAUUCGAAAUUUACUAUACCUGAUGUUUAUCGUGUAGUACAAUGGAAUCUUGAUCAAAAUUCAAUAGUAUCAUCCUGUAGUUAUUCACCCAAAAAUGGUGGUCUUCUCUUAGUAAGAUAUUUUGCUAAUAAUCCACAAUUUGGUGUUGAUGAACAGAAAAUCGAUGAUAUUAUUCAUCACAAUAUUUAUGCUAUUGUUCAUCAAAUAUUAAUCACAACAAAAACUCUUGAAAAACAUCUCGAAGAAUUACAGACAAGAAUUCAACAAAAAUCCGAUUAUGGACAAAAUAUAUGUUGUUUAUAUAAUUAUUCUGAUAAAAAUCGAUUAUCUUCAAUACAUUUAUGUGGAACAAAAACUAUUGUUGAUGAUAUUUAUUCAGAAAUUAAAAAAAUUAUUGAUGAAUAUGCACCAGUCCCAUGUAAUGUACAAUUGCCAUCAAAUCAAGUUAAUUUUCUAUUACAAAUUUGUUCAGCGGAAUUAAUUAGAUUUGAAAAACAACAUGAAAUCGAUGGUGUCGACUUACGUUCCGGAUUAAAAUGUGAUAAAACCAGUCAAUUUUUAGCUCCGAAAUAUUUACAUGAAAAGAUUAAAGUAUUUUUACUUGAAAUGAGUCAAAUACAGAUGGUUUCAAAAGAUUUUCAAUGUGCAGUACAAUUAUUUAAGACUAAAAAAAAUGAAAUAAAUACUUUAGCAUUAAAAAAUCGUUGUUUACUCUCAAUAUCAUUAUCUUCUCCACCAAAGGCAUCGUCUCGAGUAGCAAGUACUACUACUUCAACAGCAAUUAGUGUAUCUAAUGGGGAUUUAAUUACAGAACAAUCCGAUGUUCUUGUUAUUUGUUCAUCAUCUGCCAAACUUCGUGAUGUUAUGAUUAAAGCAGCUGGUAAUCAAGUUGAACAAGAAUUAAAUGGAAAAGAUCUAACAAAAAAUAUGGUAGACACGUCAGCUGGUCAAUUGAAACAAGCUAAACGUUUACUUUUCUUACCUUGGCAGCCGCCAUCUAGUUAUAUUACUAAUCAAGAUAUAACUGUCCUUCGUCAGUCAAUCGCUCUAUUUAUUCAACAAGCAAUUAAAUAUGCUAUUCAAGGAAAAUUUCAAAGUAUAGCAUUUCCUGCUAUUGGAUGUGGUGGAUUUGGGAUAUCACCUGAUGUAAUUGCUACAAUAAUGAUUGAUGAAGUACGUGAGCAACUCAUUGCGAAUCCAACUAUUCAAUUAAUGGUUAAAUUUGUUGUACAACAAUCACAUGUAUAUGAUGUUUUUAAUGCGAAAUUAAAACCUACAUCUAUAACCGGUGCUAGUAGAAAUCGUUCUCCAUCUCCAUCUCAUUUAUUAACUCAAGAAAAAGUUAAUAUUACUCUUACAACAACAUAUUCAGAUAUUGACAAAGCAAGAAAUCUACUAGACACAAUUGGAAAUAUACUUGUUUAA
Messenger RNA from Adineta steineri, 3669 nucleotides. NCBI's taxonomy places the organism in Eukaryota, Metazoa, Rotifera, Eurotatoria, Adinetida, Adinetidae. The record is from the annotation of a GenBank genome assembly.